CCAUCAUCUUAUGUUUAAAGUUGGAAUACAAUCUAUCAGCAAAUCUGUACAACGGACAGGCUGUUUAAAGUUACAGCCUGCCGCUAUACAACAGCGUUUCAUUAGCAGCUCCUCAAAGCGUCUAUUACCACGUAUUGGUGGUGGCGGCUUCAACAACAACCCAUCCGCUAGAUACACCUUCGAGGAAGCUAAGUCAGGAUUUAACACGUCUCCUGACGCUAAGUCAAAGUACGUCACCGCUGCAUUAGCCGUCGGUGGCACCAUCCUUGGUACCCACUUCGUACUCAAUCGUGAGACUAGAGAGGGCGGUUUGUCGCCAUUUGAAGCUAAAUACUUGAACGAGACAUUCACUUGGUUAGGUGGUGGUUUAGCUACCGUCACUGCCUUCUCCGUUGGUUUGUUCAGAUCAAACGUCACCGCUAGACUUAUGAGCAUGAAUCCGUGGGCAUUUGCAGGUAUUUCUCUCGUUGGUUCAAUUGGUUCACUUAUGGGUUUAAGAUCUGUCGCACCAGAUAACAAAGGCGGUAAAACUGCUUUCUGGUUCCUCUUUAACGCCGCACAAGCUGCCACUCUCUCACCAUUGCUCUAUAUUGCCCCACCUGCACUCAUGGUUAGAGCUGGUUUAUACACGGCUGGUGUAAUUGGUAGUUUAUCAUACGUUGGUGCUACCAGCAAGAAUGACACUUAUCUCUACCUCGGUGGCCCUCUCCUUGCUGGAUGUGUUGUUAUUGCUAUCUCAAGUUUGAUUCCAAUGUUUAGAGUUGGUGCUGGUGUUGCAAACGCAGCUUCAAAUGUCAGUCUUUACGGUGGUUUGGCAGUCUUCGGUGGUUUCACACUCUACGAUACACAAAGAAUACUCCAGAAAGCUAGAAUGAUCGAAGGUGGUGCACCUAUCCCUUACGAUCCUCUCAACGAGUCAAUUUCAUUGGAACUCAACUUUAUCAACCUCUUUAUUAGAAUAUUGACUAUCCUUAUGAACCAACAAGGUGGAAACAGACGUCGCUAAAUUGACUUUAAAAUGUAAUUGGAUAAUUUAUCUCUGCUCAUGAAUAUAGUAUUU
Molecule: messenger RNA, 1060 nt
Organism: Wallemia mellicola CBS 633.66
Lineage: Eukaryota; Fungi; Basidiomycota; Wallemiomycetes; Wallemiales; Wallemiaceae
Exons: 2
Coding region: 11-1006 (331 amino acids)
Cellular component (GO): mitochondrial inner membrane
Source: RefSeq, a predicted model, not a curated record